AUGGCACUCAUGGAAGAUCCUAUCAAAAGAUAUUGGCUAAAGCAAUCCACAUAUAACACAGCUGUAGGCAUCUACGCUGCGUUGCCAUUCCUGAUGGUACCAGCCUUGUUCUUUGUCAAUGCUCCGUAUGGUAGAUUUGCAGGCAAACUGGGCGUCGAUUGGAGCUUGCCUGGCAAAUGGAGUUGGGCUUUUAUGGAGGUCAUUUCGCCCAUCAUGUUUGGUACCUCUCUUCUGUUUACUCGACCCACAGGCACCCCCUUCCAAAUCAUGCUUUCCGCUGCUUGGAUCAUCCACUACAUCAAUCGCAGUAUCAUCUAUCCACUUCGAGCCACCUCCAUGGCGCCAAUUCACAUCUUGGCAUUUCUCGCCUCCAUUGCGUUCAAUGUCUUGAAUGGCUACACAAAUGGUGUUUGGAUUGGAAGACAUAGCAAUGCGACAGAUGCUCAGUUUUGGAUUGGCAUGGCCAUUUGGCUGUCAGGCUUUGUGUCCAAUAUACACCACGACAACAUUUUGUUCCAAUUGCGAAAGAUCAAGAAAGACGACGGCAACAAGCGAUACUUUAUCCCUCAUGGCGGCUUGUUCGAGUACAUUAGUUGUCCCAACUACUUUUCAGAGACCAUGGAAUGUCUCCACAGCAGCCAACUUGUUUCCAAGAGCAUGGCGUACACAUCAAUGGUAUAA
Molecule: messenger RNA, 681 nt
Organism: Mucor velutinosus
Lineage: Eukaryota; Fungi; Mucoromycota; Mucoromycetes; Mucorales; Mucoraceae
Exons: 3
Coding region: 1-681 (226 amino acids)
Biological process (GO): lipid metabolic process
Molecular function (GO): oxidoreductase activity, acting on the CH-CH group of donors
Source: RefSeq, a predicted model, not a curated record